Messenger RNA from Prorocentrum cordatum, 811 nucleotides. The record is from the annotation of a GenBank genome assembly. Lineage: Eukaryota; Dinophyceae; Prorocentrales; Prorocentraceae.
GGUGGUGAGCGCGUUGCCGCUGCUGCUCUCCGAUGUCUCUUGGGCAGGCCCUGGAUGCGCUCAUCGGCUGGCUGCCUGGAUAUUCUGCACCAGCGGGCCGGUGCAGCCAUCUGGCUCAAAGUCAGGCCGCUCGGCACCCCCGUCGGGUAGGGUGGUUGCCACAAGGCUGCGGAGGCGCGUGCCCGCGAUGGCCACGGGCGGGAGCGGGAGCGCCGUGCCCCAGUUCGCGUCCCUGUACGUGGGUGACCUGCACCAGGAUGUCACCGAGGCGAUGCUCUACGAGAUCUUCAACUCGGUCGGCCCCGUGGCAUCCAUCCGCGUCUGCCGUGACAGCGUCACCCGCCGCUCGCUGGGGUACGCGUACGUCAACUUUCACAGCGUGCAGGAUGCGGAGCGGGCCCUGGACACCCUCAACUACUCCAGCAUCAAGGGCCGCUCCUGCCGCCUCAUGUGGACGCAGCGCGACCCCAGCGCUCGCAAGUCCGGCGCGGGCAACAUCUACGUGAAGAACCUGGACCCCAACAUCGACAACAAGGCUCUGUACGACACCUUCAGCCUCUUUGGCAACAUCCUCUCCUGCAAGGUGGCCUCGGAUAUCAACGGCAAGUCCUACGGCUAUGGAUUCGUUCACUACGAGACGGACGAAGCGGCCAAGCAGGCAGCUCUUUCUCUGGAGCGGGAGUUGCGGGUCGUUCAAUCUGAUCGGGGGAGGAGGAGGAGGAGGAGGAGGAGGAGGAGGAGGAGGAGGAGGAGGAGGAGGAGGAGGAGGAGGAGGAGGAGGAGGAGGAGAGGGAGGAGCAGGCGGAGAUAA